Pelobates cultripes (western spadefoot toad) is the source of this 40496-nucleotide messenger RNA. NCBI's taxonomy places the organism in Eukaryota, Metazoa, Chordata, Amphibia, Anura, Pelobatidae. The record is from the annotation of a GenBank genome assembly.
CCAAAACACAGGCUGGGAGAGGCUGCGGCCAAUCAAAGGCACCGAGCGGAAACAAACGAAAGACUGGAAUAAAUUCAGGUUUGUUGAGAGUCACAGCUGGCCAAUAGGCAGUCAGUACACAUACCUUUCUUGGGAGCAGCAUGGAAAACCCAAUGAUAAACAGUCUUUUAUCCUGUGACAGUGGCUUUAGCUACAUGAGAAACCAGGAAGUGUAAUGCAGAGCCUGCAACAGAAGUCACCUUACUAUGUGUAUAUUGACGAGUCUGUCUGCGGCCAGGAAUUGAUUCGAUACAUGUAUCUCUGUAUCUCAGGGCACCAGUGAUUACUGUAACAGCUUGCAGGGAGGAGGGUCUCAUUCUCUGCUUCUUGUAGACACACUAAUCCAUCUGGCCUUUUGUGUUCCGUUUGCAGGGGCCUGACAUGCAUGAAAAGGUGCCUUCAGCGGAGUCUCUUUGUCCAGCCAGCCAGCCUUGGGACACAGCAAUCCAGUCCUUUGAGGGAAACAAGCGCUCGUAAUGCUACAUUGUCACAUUAAUGUAACAGACUGAAAGCCUCGGGUGGACGACACAGAGGAAUGAUGCAGAGGAGGCCUGGGACAUUAAAUGGAUAGUAAUGGCCAAAUGUAUACGCUGCAGCUAGCUAUGUUAAUUAGAUUUGACCAUAGUCGGGUACGCUGGGGAUAAAUCCCUAACUGGAAGCGGUAGCGCGAAAAUAUCUAUGCGCAAAAGCAGCCUCUGUCCUCAGUGUCGAGGAGCAGAGCAGCGAGUUUUGGUUCGUAGUGGGCAGCCAUGUUGGAGGAUGCAGCGCAGAAGUGGCACCCAACACACGUUCAGGUUACAGUGUUGCAAGCCCGAGAUCUCCACCCCAAGGGGAAACAUGGCACCAACGAUGCCUACACUAUCAUCCAGCUGGGCAAAGAGAAGUAUUCCACCUCCGUGGUGGAGAAGUCUCUCAGCCCCAUGUGGAAGGAAGAAGCAUCAUUUGAGCUGCCGGGGCUACUGGUGCAGGACAAUCCGGAGCAGUACCAGCUGCAGCUUACAGUCAUGCACCGCUCCUUGGUCGGCCUGGACAAGUUCCUGGGGCAAGUAUGUAUCAACCUAAACAGUAUCUUCGAGAACAAGGAGAGACGAAAGACAGAGUAAGUAGAUCUUUUUAUUUAUUUUUUAUAUGGUUAUAUCUAGCCAUGGCUAAUUUCUACAGCUGCUUUUAAGUUCUAUUUUACAAAUGUAAAUGCAGGAAAAGUAUCACACUACUUUAUUUUAUACCCCGAUUAAACCUCAGCAUGGAGUAUUUAUGUGACGAAGGACUCUGUCCUUUGAUACAGGAGUUACAGUGAGCGAGGCUUCUGUCCUGUCCUACAGGAGUCACAGUGAGCGAGGCCUCUGUCCUGUCCUACAGGAGUUACAGUGAGCGAGGCCUCUGUGCUGUCCUACAGGAGUCACAGUGAGCGAGGCCUCUGUCCUGUCCUAAAGGAGUCACAGUGAGCGAGGCCUCUAACCUGUCCUACAGGAGUUACAGUGAGCGAGGCCUCUGUCCUGUCCUACAGGAGUCACAGUGAGCGAGGCCUCUGUCCUGUCCUACAGGAGUUACAGUGAGCGAGGCCUCUGUGCUGUCCUACAGGAGUCACAGUGAGCGAGGCCUCUGUCCUGUCCUAAAGGAGUCACAGUGAGCGAGGCCUCUAACCUGUCCUACAGGAGUUACAGUGAGCGAGGCCUCUGUCCUGUCCUACAGGAGUUACAGUGAGUGAGGCCUCUGUGCUGUCCUACAGGAGUCACAGUGAGCGAGGCCACUGUCCUGUCCUACAGGAGUCACAGUGAGCGAGGCCACUGUCCUGUCCUACAGGAGUCACAGUGAGCGAGGCCUCUGUCCUACAGGAGUCACAGUGAGCGAGGCCUCUGUCCUACAGGAGUCACAGUGAGCGAGGCCACUGUCCUGUCCUACAGGAGUUACAGUGAGCGAGGCCUCUGUCCUGUCCUACAGGAGUCACAGUGAGCGAGGCCUCUGUCCUGUCCUACAAUAGUUACAGUGAGCGAGGCCUCUGUCCUGUCCUACAGGAGUUACAGUGAGCGAGGCCACUGUCCUGUCCUACAGGAGUCACAGUGAGCGAGGCCACUGUCCUGUCCUACAGGAGUCACAGUGAGCGAGGCCACUGUCCUGUCCUACAGGAGUCACAGUGAGCGAGGCCUCUGUCCUGUCCUACUGGAGUCACAGUGAGCGAGGCCACUGUCCUGUCCUACAGGAGUCACAGUGAGCGAGGCCUCUGUCCUGUCCUACAGGAGUCACAGUGAGCGAGGCCUCUGUCCUGUCCUACAGGAGUCACAGUGAGCGAGGCCUCUGUCCUGUCCUACAGGAGUCACAGUGAGCGAGGCCUCUGUCCUGUCCUACUGGAGUCACAGUGAGCGAGGCCACUGUCCUGUCCUACUGGAGUCACAGUGAGCGAGGCCUCUGUCCUGUCCUAGGAGUCACAGUGAGCGAGGCCUCUGUCCUGUCCUACAGGAGUCACAGUGAGCGAGGCCACUGUCCUGUCCUACAGGAGUCACAGUGAGCGAGGCCUCUGUCCUGUCCUACUGGAGUCACAGUGAGCGAGGCCACUGUCCUGUCCUACAGGAGUCACAGUGAGCGAGGCCUCUGUCCUGUCCUACUGGAGUCACAGUGAGCGAGGCCUCUGUCCUGUCCUACAGGAGUCACAGUGAGCGAGGCCUCUGUGCUGUCCUACAGGAGGCACAGUGAGCGAGGACUCUGUCCUGUCCUACAGGAGUCACACUGAGCGAGGCCUCUGUCCUGUCCUACAGGAGGCACAGUGAGCGAGGCCACUGUCCUGUCCUACAGGAGUCACAGUGAGCGAGGCCUCUGUCCUGUCCUACUGGAGUCACAGUGAGCGAGGCCACUGUCCUGUCCUACUGGAGUCACAGUGAGCGAGGCCUCUGUCCUGUCCUACUGGAGUCACAGUGAGCGAGGCCACUGUCCUGUCCUACAGGAGUCACAGUGAGCGAGGCCUCUGUCCUGUCCUACUGGAGUCACAGUGAGCGAGGCCUCUGUCCUGUCCUACAGGAGUCACAGUGAGCGAGGCCUCUGUCCUGUCCUACAGGAGUCACAGUGAGCGAGGCCACUGUCCUGUCCUACAGGAGUCACAGUGAGCGAGGCCACUGUCCUGUCCUACAGGAGUCACAGUGAGCGAGGCCACUGUCCUGUCCUACAGGAGUCACAGUGAGCCAGGCCACUGUCCUGUCCUACAGGAGUCACAGUGAGCGAGGCCACUGUCCUGUCCUACAGGAGUCACAGUGAGCGAGGCCUCUGUCCUGUCCUACAGGAGUCACAGUGAGCGAGGCCUCUGUCCUGUCCUACAGGAGUCACAGUGAGCGAGGCCUCUGUCCUGUCCUACAGGAGUCACAGUGAGCGAGGCCUCUGUCCUCUCCUACUGGAGUCACAGUGAUCGAGGCCACUGUCCUCUCCUACUGGAGUCACAGUGAUCGAGGCCACUGUCCUGUCCUACUGGAGUCACAGUGAUUAAGGCCUCUGUAGGACUGAACGACUUUCUUGGAUAUAAUUUAUUAUUAAUGGUGACGUCUUUUUAGGAUAUAAUUUGUUAUUAAUGACGUCUAUUAAAAAUAUAAAAUAUAUCGUUAGUGACUUCCUCCUAUGAUAUAACAUAUUAUCAUGGAGACAAGAUCCAGUAAAGUGCUGAAGCCCAUUAUUAGGUGCACAUUUCUAGCGAGAUCAUCUAAUCACACCUGUAAUUGUUUAAUAAAAGUGAGUGUGGCUGCCUUUGAAAGGAACACCGCCAAUCCCUUUCUAGAAUAUAGUUCUCUGUAGAACAAGUGAUUUAAUGUGCGUGCAGCUUGCUGGAAUCAGGGGAGGGGGACGCUGUUUGAGGGUUCUCCAGGCUUUUUGAUGAAGUGUUUUUAUGGGUAAUGAUUUCCAAUUUUAAUAUAUUUAAUAGAUUUCUCUUCCCAGCACAGCUGUACUCUCAGUACUAUAGAGUCCUCGUAACCGUCACUUGUAUUCCACUGAAAAACCUUAUUUUCUACGUUCUGUGGAGGUUUCAAUAUUCUGACUUUUUAAAAUGGUUCUCACACUUCGGAAUAUAUCCAGAUUCAAACUUAUGUUUUAUUGUGUAUUUUGCUCUUUAAAGUAAUGUAUUACCUAAACAGUGAUUUAAAGGGACACUAUACUCAGUAGAACAACUACAGCUUAAUGUAUAGCAUACAGCUUAAUGUAGUUGUUCUGGUGAGUAUAGCAUGUUUCUGCAGGAUUUUUUUAUGUAAACACUGCCUUUUCAGAGAAAAGGCAAUGUGUACAGCAUAGGAACACCUCUAGUGGCAGUCACUAAGACGGCCAUUAGAGUCUUCCUGGGUCAGUGUUGCAUAAUGUGCAGCGCUGCCAUUCAGCUCUGAACAUUCCCCAUAGACACAGUGAUUUAAUGCAUCUCCAUAAGGCAAUGCUGAUUGGCACAGAGCAGAGUUUUGCAGCGCAUGCACAAUAGCCUCCCAAUGCUUUCUUAUAGUAAAGCAUUGGAUUGGUUGAGCUUGUCAAAAUUUGAUGAUCUCAGCCAAGGAGGUGGAGCGGGGCCGGCCACGACGAGACCGCCUCAGAGCUGGAAAAAGUGAGUAAACUACCUUUUUAACUGGAGGCAAAUGAGGCCAGGUACCUAAACUGUGUUUUACAACUGUAGUGUCAGGAAUACAUAUCUGUAUUCCUGACACUAUAGUGUUCCUUUAAUUUGAGGAUUUUUCAAACCUGCCUAUUAGGGCACAAUUUUUUCAAUUUAGCAAAAUUCACUGUUAACCUCAGUAAACCAGUGAAUUACCUACAGCCUGCUAUAACUGUACAUUUCUUGAUUGUGAUAUAAAUUCUCCUUAAAGUAGGCUAGUUGCUUUAAUGUUAUAAGUCAGACUGUGUUGGUGUUGUGUUACAUGUCUAAUGCAGUUUUAUUUUUCUAUAAACUGCUAAAAUGAUGUGUAAAAUCAAUAAAUACUGGCUGAGCUGUGAAUUAAACCCUUUUAAGACCUUUCAACUAAAAGUUCCAGAUUAUUAAACACACAGGUUUUCAUGCCCAAAUGUGCGACUGAAAUAAAUAUUUAAAAAAAAAAGAUUCCUAAAUGUUAUUUAUUAUUUAUUCACCACCUUUCAUUGUUGGGCUAUUCAAUAAACUGAGAUUUAUCAAACCUAAUUCAAGGUUAAAAUAUCACAAUUCAACACCGACCCUAAUAGGCUUGGUGCUGACGGUUAUAAUAACCUUAAUUUGAAUCUUAAAAAAAAAUGAACGCAUAAGACAGGUAUACCUGUCAAGUGUCCUGUAUCUGGGGGGGACAAGCUCAGUUUGGGAUCUAUGUCCUUUUCUUUCCAUUCUUACCGGCUGUCUGGAAUCUGGUGGGAUUGUCCUAUUUCAGCUCCUUUGCCAUCAUCCCAUCCCUUUGGUGGACACCAGGGAACUGUCCCCAGUAAACGCCCGUGUGCUAUGCUAAGGUCAAUAGAACCAUGCUCUAAAUGCUGUAAUAAGUGAAUUUAUAACAAGACACGGAGGCUCAUAUUGUCCACCAAUAGCAGCAAAGAAUACAAACAGAAUGAAAAAAUAAUGAACAUACAGUAACAUAGGCCCCUACCCGCUCAGGUCCCACUAUAAUAGGCAGCACUUCCCUUCCAUUUCCCUCUUUCUUUGCUGCUCCGAUACAAAGAUAAGUACAUGUCACAUCUUCUCUCUGAUUACUUGUUUUUUACCUGCUAUUGAUAUUAUUAUUGAUACCCUUGUAUUACACUGUAUAGGUUUAUCUGUUAUUGAUUAUUUUAUUGUCUUCUGUUUUAUUUAUUAGAGAUUUUUAUUAUUUGUGUUUUCUCUGCUUGCUUGAUGCUACAAAUCUGUGUGUUUUUUCUGUGUACCCAGGGUCCAGACCUCACCUGUCCUUGUGUUUUUCCUUACCUCUGUCUUGCUGUUACCUCUCCCUGUCCCUUGGCGCCCUUUUGCGCCCGUUCUCCGCUGUGUUCGGCUGUUUUUCGUGCACAAAUUAAGCCCGUUCGGCUACACAUGCUGUUCACUUUUUUCCCGGCAGAUAGCACCUUCGCCUGUUUGCCGCGUUCGACUAAGUUUUGCACGAACUGCUCGUUCUGUUUUUUCCCCUCUUUCCAUGAAUUCGUUUAUUUUCUACCAAACGUUCGGAAUUUUCACAAUAUUUUGCCGCGAAUCUUGCGAGAUUGCCGGCGGCCAUUUUCUGACUUUCUGUCUUCCUCCCUUCCUUGUGUGUGCAUGUGCCACUGGUCUGGGCCCUGGUGAGAUCGCUCUUAUACCUAUUGCUUCAGUUUUGGGUGACUAACCCAUACUAUUCUGAUAUCUAAUUAGGGAUUAGGUCCUGUUUAUUCUCCAUUAUGCCUAAACCCAGACAACCUUCUGGAUCCCCACCCUCUGGGGAGACUGAUCCCCAUUUAAUUUGGGUGAGACCCCUGUCACCUCGGGCACUCCACCCACCCUGGUAGACAGAACCACCCACCCUGAAGGGGCACAAUUCUUAGCGCUACAGUGCUCAGUAACAGACGCCAUUAUGGCAGCUAUGGGGUCCAUGUCAUCUAACCUCUCCCAUACUAUUUCUCAAGCCCUAUUGCCACGUCCUUUGGACGAGCAUUUCUCAGGCUCCACGAUGCCUCUAUCGUGUCCUGCUGUGGACCCGCCGGGAGAGGCACCCAGAAAGGCUACCCAUAAGUCCAAACAUCCCUCUGCCUCCAAAACCUCUGACUGGCGUACCUAUGGUCACCCCAGAAAGCGUGUCCCAUCCACGCAAAAGAGCCUUUCCACGCCAGGCAGAACGGGCGCGGCUAUGGAAAUGUGCCAGAGCACAGUUAGAGAGCGACUCUGACUCAGAUAUCGGGUCAGGUGAGGAGACUAAGAUUGAGUCGGACAGUGACUCUGAUAUGGAUGCUGCAGAUGUGGGCUUUGACCUCCUUCCCUCUGCUCAGGCAGAGACGUCCGGAGGUGAUACAGGGACUAGGCAACCCGCGGCUGCGUGGUCCGCCCUCGUAGACCCGUUGGGUGUCCCACUCUUCGACCCGCAUGACCUACACCAUCCGAGGUCGGCAGAGUGGCUCCCGGCCGACCACGUUGCCACGUACCUUGAGAAUUGGGUACCGCGCCCUCUUAGCAAAGUGGCACGUAACAAAUUAAGGGCGGAGUGUCCCAGGCCUGUGGUGCCCAAUAAAGUAUGUGACACUCCUGAGGUAGACCCCAAAAUGACUCAGUUCCUCACUAAACUGGGCUAGAAUCUACCUUGAAAUCUUGCUGGAAACAAGAUAAACACCUGGAUAUUUUCGGUCCCCUGGCCAAAUUGUUUGACUUGGCAGAAGACGCCAGAGUGGGGAACCGCAUGGUUGACCCUGAAGACCUAUGUGGUUGGGUCCAGAGAGCAAUUUGUAUUGCCGGGAGCGUUAACACCUCCCUCUCUAUAGAACGGUGUAAAGCCAUCUUAUUUAAGAUUGAACCAAAGCUGGCCAAUCUUGCCCUCACAGAAGCUGGUAAGGACGCCUAAGGCUUACUCUAUGGCGAUUCCGUUAUUAAAGACUUAGGGCGUUUCGUUGGGGCAUUUACAGCCCUUGACAAGGCCCAAGCCUCCAUGAGACAGGUAUUCCAGGUGCGGGUCUCCACCAGGGCCGGCAGAUUCAGGAGCCGUGUGUCCAGCCGUACCUACUUCCAAUCCCAUGGCACGGGACGAGGCUCCUUCGAGCAACGUGCUAACUACCAGGAGACUAAUUCCCAUGCCACUUUCUUCCUGUCACGCGGCCGCCAAUGGCGAUUAAGAGGUUUCCGGGGCAACUCCAGUUCCAGACGACCCAAGGGUGAGUUCCCACAUACCUCGUAUUUCUUCUCAUGUUUGUGUAGGGGGCAGACUCCAAAAAUUUUUCCCAGCUUGGUCACUAAUUACCUCAGACCCUUGGGUGCUGACCACUGUUCGGGGUUUCCAGAUAGAACUAGUGGGACACCUUGUACACAUUCCCCCUCCUCGACCGAUCUGCUUCUCAUUCCGGGAUCGCAGAUUGAUCGAAGAACUCUCCACCCUACUUGUCAAAGGAGCUAUAAAACGGGCACCUCUCAACCCCGCAGGUGUCAUAAGCAACAUUUUCCUGGUGGAAAAGAAAGGGGGUCAAAUGAGGCCCGUCAUAAAUCUGCGCUGUAACGGAACGGCAGUAUUAAAUCCACGAAUUCCGCUGGUUCAGGAAGUAAUCCACAGUCAAGCGCUGAAAAGCAAGGCAAUAUCCCAAAUCUCCCAGUAACCGGACGAAACACAGUUCUGAGAGUCAACUGAGGUCUUUAUUUUCAGCUCCACAAUUUAUACAAUUCCCCAUGCAAGGGGUUUCUUGAGUCCCAUCCCAGGGGCAUUCCCAGAGUUUCUCCCAUCAGGCACUGCUGCACGAGAGGGAUCCUCCCACAGGAAUGUACCGUUAAAUGGAUUAUCCCUCCGUGCAGCAGAACCAACAAUUUAUAUUAAAAUGCAUAACUGUGGUAAUAUACGGUCUAUUUGCACGAAUGGACAUUCGGUAGAUAGCUGGGGUCUGAGCGCAUCAUUCGUGAGAUUACCAUUCAGAUCCCAGCUAAAACAACCGAACGCCGCACGAAAAACACAUUCAUCAAAAUACACGUUUAAAUGACCGAUUGCCUUUCAGGGAACAAAGUACCCAACGGCCCGGAACUCCCGAACGGCCUGGAAGCUCAGCGGUGUUCGUGCCGUCGAGUAGCCAUUUUUAGUACCAUGCGCUCGACGACCAAACACCGCUGAGGGAACAAAGGAUCCAAGAUGGCCGACCGCCGCAUGGUCGGUAGUCGAAUGGCGGCCACCUCGGAGAGCCUCUAAUUACCGAUUGCAAAAUUGUUGCAAUCGGUUAACAAGUGCCACACGCCUCUAAGUGUGUGGGCUACUACAUGGGGUAUUUUCGGUUCACGAACGGCCCGCAAAAGUGCCGUUCGUGAAACGAAAGAAAAUACAAUACAUACAGCUAUCUGCAUUCGGCAGAUAGCCCAUAUAGUAAAUACAUGUAAAUUAUAACCAGCAUACAUUCUAUAUAGUUAAGCCCAUAUCCCACAACCCUACAGGCAACCCUUAAAGGCACAGUCUCUUUAUAGUGUCCAAGUGGCUAUGUUUGCCACAUGCGCCCCCUCAAUUCCAUGGUUCGGUACCGCCAUUUCAAGAUGGAGGGUAUUCACCUGCUACGAGAUCUUCUCCUACAUGGAGACUGGUUAGCAAAACUAGAUCUCAAAGAUUCAUACCUGACUGUACUGAUUGCGGUGACAUCCCAAGACCUCCUGCGCUUCCACUAGCGGCACGAGAUUUGGCGAUUUACUUACCUGCCCUUUGGCCUCUCCUCAGCACUGUGGUGCUUCACGAAACUGCUACAACCUGCGAUGGCCUGGUUGCACAGUCGGGGGGUUCGUCUAAUCAUAUACCUAGACGACAUCCUUCUCAUGGCUCAGGAGCGCUCCACUCUCCUUACACACCUACGGUUGGCCAUAAACCUCCUUUUCCGCUUGGGAUUCAUUAUCAACUGGGAAAAGUUGUGCCUGACCCCAGCCACUCGCAUGGAAUUCCUAGGGUUCCUCGUGGACUCGGGGGAGGAGACGCUGAGCCUGCCGAUGACCAAGAUUCCAUCCAUCCGGCCCCAGCUCACCUUGCAACAGCUUGCACGGCUCAUCGGGCCUACUGGCCUCGUCUAUACAAGCAGUAUUUCCAGGCCCGCUCCACUACCGAGCGCUGCAGCGCCUGAAAAUAGGGCCGGUGCAUCCUACGUGUAUCUGGUGUUCCUGGACAGCGAAACGAAGGACGAAUUGCGAUGGUGGAUCCUCAACCUGUCCGCUUGGAACGGCAAAGCGAUCUUCGGCUCGUGCCAGAAUUCACCAUUGACUCCGAUGUGAGCCUUCAUGGCUGGGGGGCCCAUUGUGAGGGAGUUUCGACAAGAGGCCUCUGGUCGGAAUCCGAAUCCCAGCUACACAUCAACGCGCUGGAGCUCCUGGCAGGCUCCUUCGCCAUCUGCAGUUUCGCGAGGGACCGGGCCCUGGCAUGCAUCCGCCUCUAUAUGGACAAUAUCUCAGCAGUGAGAUAUGGCAACCACCUGGGCGUUACACAGUCUGCGGUGUUGGCCAGAUUGGCGAAACACUUUUGGGAGUUUUGCCUAGAACAGAACCCGAUGGUUUACGCAGAAUCCUUACCUGGCCUGCACAUCGUUCAAGCGGACUGGGGGUCACGAUAUCUUUUGGACACCAGCGACUGGAGAUUGGACACGGACGUGUUCUCCAGUAUAUAAUCUCUCUGGGGUCCCUUUACCAUCGACCUCUUCACAUCCCAGCUCAACACCCAACUGUCACGUUUCUUCAGCUGGAGGCCGAACCCGACAGCGGAAGCAGUAGAUGCCUUCCUGCAAGACUGGAGCGGAGACCUCCUGUAUGCUUUCCCCCCAUUCUCCAUGAUUCCGUGCUCACUCCUGCAAACCCGGAGACACCGGGCCGAGUUGGUCAUGGUGACUGUAACGGAUCACCUGGCACCCCAACUGGGUACCUCCGUUGAAGGAUGCUCCUAGCGCUUCUUGAGGACUCCAAACACUGCAGCAGACACCACAACCACCGAACCGGAGAAGCAUAUGAAUGCUCUCAAGUAUAUGAAUGCUGUAAGCACCAAUCUCACAAACUACACGAAUACUCCAACUCCUGAACAGGAAACACACAAAUACUGGAAGCAGCUGAACAGGAAAAGCAUACAAUCAGCUUACACUCCUGGCAAUCAGCAUACAAUCCAAUUCCCCCAAUAAUAAGACGACACUUCGUUUUGAGGUCAAGCAGAACAGACAGAGCUGUGGGUUUAUUGUUCUUAUAUACACAUUAGUACCACCCACAGGGUUUUAAAAAACAACCAAUAAACACGUACAAUACACUGACACUGACACUCCCACACAAAAUCCUCCCCUCUGCCUGUGAUACAAUUACCUUACACAAUGGGUAAUGUAAUUAUAACAGGCAGAAUACAGUUUUUCCACAUUAUUCAUAACUUGAAAAGUAUGCAUCACAUUCACAUAAAACGUACAUUUUCAGAAUCAGCAUACUCCAAAUACAAACAUAUAUCAAACUCAUCCACAUUGGUCCAAAAUAUAUGAUCUAUUGGUUCAAAAUAUAGAUCGAAGUCCUUUGUGACCAAAUGAAGCAUGACUUUUCUGCCCAAAACCAGUUCCACAGAGUCUUCUAUCCUGGAGAUAAUUGGGAAGUAAUCCAAUUAUCUCCAAGGACAGAGACAAAACUCCAUUAAGCACAUGGCAGUAAAAAGACAGUAAAAUACAAUAAAAUACACCAGGUUACAUUUAUCACAUAGAACAUACACAUUUUACCUAUCCCCAGAUAGCUUAGAUCUGAGCGCACAUUAUUACCGGAUGGCGCUCAUAUCACGUACAUACAGUUCAAUCGCUAUCUGGGGUAGCAUGGCUUUAACAGUCUGCAGAAAGGCACGAAUACGCUUUUCUGCAGGGAAAAUAAAAGGUUUUAACUGCCGGGCCAUAGUCUAAAGGGAGUAGGCGAGCAACCAGGCUCCUCCAGUGGACAGUGGUGAGGCUGGUUUCGCCACAAUGACCCCCUUCUGGGAGAUGCAGUCAUGGUUCCCGACUACUGCCGUCAUUCCACGAACUGCUGCUGGACCCGAUUGGACGAUGUCACCCCCUCCUGUUGGAGGGCUCCCUUCCGCUCCUGGCGUGGCGGAUCUCCGGGGACCCUGGGAGAUCCAGGUAGUUUCGGAAACAACUAAACGACUGUUGGCAGAAGCGUGGGGCUCCCGGCACUAGACGGGCAUAUGGGUCAUCUUGGCGAGCUUGGGCUGGCUGGUGCCUGGCUAGGGACGCGGAUCCCGUUUCGGCUCCUGUAACCAUGGUCCUGCAAUAUCUGACUUCCCUCUUCGAAGCUGGGAAAGCUUACCGGACUAUCAACCUCUACCGGUCUGCCAUCUCUUCGACUCAUCAAGGCUUUGACGGAUGCCCCGCGGGGCAACACCCCUUAAUGUGCAGACUCCUCAAGGGCUCUAGAUUCUCCCGACCACCCAGGCCUCGCUACUCCAUGACCUGGGAUGUCUCCGUUGUGUUAUCUUUUCUCUCAUCCUGGCCCGCUAACUCCGCACUCUCCUUAAAAUAAUUAUCAGCCAAGUUAGUUUGCCUGCUCUGCCUUGUCUCAUGCAAGAGGGUCUCGGACGUCAGAGCUCUGGACUUUGACGUCAGGUCAUACACCCCAGAUGGGGUAACGUUCAACAUCAGUCGACGAACAAAGACGGCUAUCAAAUUGGUGUCCCACCCGAGUUUCCCUACCUCUCCGCCACUGUGUCCAGUGGCUUGCCUACGCGAAUAUGAAGAUCGCACCAAACUCCACCGUACCACUGUUUCUACACAGCUGUUUUUAUCCUUUCGUCCUCCUUUCCACCCGGUACCUCCUUUCCACAUUGUCACGCUGGGUGAAGUGGUUAUUGUCUCAGGCGGGCAUUAAUACCAUGGUCUUUGGCACCCAUUCGGUCCGGGUGGCCUCGGCCUCUUCGAUGAUGACUGCAGGUGCGCGUCUGGAAGAUCUCAUGAGGACGGCCGAUUUGUCAAGGGAAUCUACUUUCCAGGAAUUUUACUUUCGACUGGCCCCGCAUACGUUUGCUGCAGUAGUGGACCAGCUUUAAACUUGCAAUAUGAGCCUCCGUGUCUUGUUAUAAAAUUGCAUGAUUUUGCUAUUACAUGACGAAAAGUCAUGAUUUUAUUAAAGACACAGAGGCGAGUAUUGUCCCACCAAUGUUAUAUUUCUCAUGUUAUGUUUUUAUUUCCCACCCAGUUUGUUGUAUGUUUAGACGAGUUACAUCGAAUGGUUUGGUAUGGUAAGUGGGGCCGUGUCGUAACGGGGUUGUUUAUGUACCUUGACUUGUUUAAUCACUCUGAAUUGUGGGACUGUAGAUAUGUGGGGUUUUGCUUAGUCUGACCUUGAAACUGGUUGCAAGUAUCGACUUAAACCUGUGGGCUCCUGUUCCUUUAUGUUUUCACAGCCUGAUCCGACAAGGUGGAAUGCCAUGCUUCAGCUUGUGAGGACUCCCCCCACUGAUAGAGUUUGGUCCCACGAUCAUCCGGUUGUGCUUCCCUGUUGUUGAAGUGUUAUCCUCUUCAGUUCUACGUUGCCUUCUCAUUGGACAUUAUCACUGUUCUUGGUUAUUGAUGUUAUUUUGUACAGUCGCAUCUUCAGAAAGAGGGAAAUGGAAGGGACCUGAGCGGGGAGGGGCCCUUGUUACUGUAUGUUUAUUAUUUUUCAUUCUGUUUGUAUUCUUUGCUGCUAUUGGUGGACAGUAAAGAAAGGGAUAUGCAAUACUCGCCUCAGUGUCUUUAAUAAAAUCAUGACUUUUCGUCAUGUAAUAGCAAAAUCAUGCAAUUUCGCAGCCAUUAAUGGAGUCGGUGAGUGUGACUUGCAUGUACCUUUUCAGAUCAGUCUGCCCUUUUUUGGGCGAUGUUAUUAAUAUGGGUCACGUAACUAGCCCACCACUCUAGGAGUGUCUUGAUUUACAUAGUGCCCGGUGUCGGGAGGUAGGUAUUUCUAUGGUAUCCUGCUUCUCAGACAGCAGAGUAAAUUUCAUUCCUCAUCUCUUGUUUCUCAGAGAGGGGUAUGUGAAGGGCGUGAUUUCUACAUGGAGUGUGCUGGCGAUGCACCUUAACGGGGGUGACAUGCCAGUGUCGUAUAGUGCAGCAUCAGUGCCGUAAAUUGUGAGCUAGCGAGGGAGAGAGUGUUCGUGUUCAUGUUCAUUUCAGGGUACAAGUGAGGUUGCAUUUAAUAUUAGAGUACACUGGGUGUUUGGUGUUUAAGAGGAGUUCGGAUAAGGAUAAAGUUUUUUUUUUCUCAGGUUUAGGCUUUGAAAGUUGGACUGAAGAAAGAGUUUUAGGAUUUGGAAAGGGUUACAUUUACGAUUGGGGGAAAAGGGUUAUUUGCUAAGUACUUACCCUCCUAUGUGUUCUGUAGUCCAGUCACCCUCCUAUGGUUGAUAGCAGAGCUGCAGGAAUAGGCCAUGUGCAUUAUUCAGAGCCUCCCCUGCUCCUCCUGCAAGGUAUUUCCUGUGUGAGAGGCUGUUAGUGGCAGAUAGGCAGUGAUCCCUUCCACUUCCUGUGGGAGAGGCAGUUACCCCUAUCAUUUCCUGUGUGAGAGGCUGUUAGUGGGCAGUGUACCCUUCCAUUUCCUGUGCGAGAGGCUGUUAGUGGUCAGUGAUCCCUUCCACUUCCUGUGCAAGAGGCUGUUAGUGGGCAGUGAUCCCUUCCACUUCCUGUGUGAGAGGCUGCUAGUGGGCAGUGAUCCCUUACACUUCCUGUGUCAGAUGCUGUUGGUGGGCAGUGAUCCCUUCCAUUUCAUGUGCGAGAGGCUGUUGGUGGGCAGUGAUCCCUUCCACUUCCUGUGUCAGAGGCUGUUGGUGGGUAGUGAACCCUUCCAUUUCCUGUGUCAGAGGCUGUCAGUGGGCAGUGAUCACUUCCUGUGCGAGAGGCUGUUAGUGGGCAGUGAUCCCUUCCAUUUCCUGUGUCAGAGGCUGUCCGUGGGCAGUGAUCACUUCCACUUCCUGUGUCAGAGGCUGUUAGUGGGCAUAUGGGAAGUGAUUGGAGUAGCUGGGACAGCACUGAGUUUUUCACCCUCUAUAUUUGAUCCUGCAGCUCUGUUAUAGGGCACCGGCCACUUGAACUGGUCUGGGUACAGUGUCUCUAUUGCCCUUUGUCCUACAAUGCACACCAUUGCAGCACUCAUACAUCCACUAGAGGCGCUUUUGAAAUUUUACUGGACUGGACAUUCAAUGCUUUGCUAUAGGGAGAUCAUAAUGCGCUCACCGUGCAAGCACAUUAGACCCCAACGCCGCAUGGCAUCUGAGGAGGCAGAGCACUGGAAUGAAGUAAGUAAAUAGAGUUUUUUUUUAACCCUUUAUUGGCCAGGAUGCGAGAGGGAGAGUUGAGGCAGAGGGAACUAUAGUGUUAGGAACAAAAAUUUGUAUCCUAACACUGUACCUUUAAGUCACCCUGACAAGUCUACUCAAUGACAGCGGUCUUGUCCUUUUAACUGUAUAAUCAAUGACAGCAGUCUUGUCCUUUUAACUCUAUAAUGUAAAACAUUGCAGUUUUUUUUAGAAACAGUAAUGUUUACAUUGCCGGGUUAAAUCUACCCCUAGUGGCUGUUAGUAUGACAGUCACUAGAGGUGCUCUUGUUCCACUGUCGGAGUAAAACUUGGUCACUUGAUGCGAAAGCCCCAAAUGGGAACAGUCACUCAGUGCUUCCCUCUGGAGAAGUUUGAAAUCAUGUGCGAUGCUCGCCGCGCAAGCACAUUAGGUCUCCAAUGCUCCUUUUAUAAGAAGUAUGGAUUGGACAUUGGCGAGGCCUUCACGUCACAGGAGGCACAUGAACAGCUUUGAGGGAGCCUCGGCCCUGGAAAAAGGUAAGUUUAAGAAACUUUAAAAAAAAAAAUGUAUUCUUUAUUUUUGCUGUGCUUUGAUUAUACAGACACGUUUGCAUUGCCUCAGCAACAAGUGCAAGCAUAACAAAUUACACAGUAGGAUAGUUGCAUGGCAAGCGAUGAUAUAGCACAUUUUAUAAUACGGGUAACCUGCUUAGUGAUCACUAUCCAACGGAGUGUAACACCCUGACCGGCUCCACAAGUAAAAGCUAAGCAAAUGUCCAGAACAUGAGAGGACAUUUUAGAGGGACAUAAAAACAAUUGCAAACAAUGCUCUCAAUUAAAGUGGAGGGAGAUAAGCAACAAUAAAGCCAAAUUUGAGCUCGGUCAAAGAAAAGCUCCACCAGAAGUCAUCUGGGCUAGAUGCGAGGGGAGACAGUGCUGGACAUUCAGCUGCUCAGCCUAUGCCUGUCAACGGCAGGGCACGUGCUCUUAGGAUGGUGCAGUUCAGCAAGCGUGGUAACAUAGGUGGUGGUGUGGUAUUCUGGCGGUAGGGAAGUUCUCUUGCAGUCUCCAGCUUUCCACUCCUCGUCCCCUCCAGACCUGCCUUGGGUGUGCUCUACUCUGCUGCAGGCUUAUAUCCAGCUCUUUGGGAAGUUCGCCGGUGCAGUCUCUGUCUCUGUCGGCAAGCUCUGUGAGGGUCUAAAACCACGGGCCGGUUCUGAGGCCGUCGGCACAUAUUUUCAGGUGAGUGAGCUUGUGGCAUUUGUGGAACAGGAAUUUGUUGCUGAAGUCUCCGCUUCCACCAGAAUUCUUCAUAUACAAUGUCUAGUUUUGACAGAGCCCUGGACAUUGCUCCCUGUUGAUGAGCAUACCAUUUUGAGCGUACCGUUGGUGAUGUCAUUGCUGAUUGUGGCAUUACUGCCCGUCCCUGGAGGAUUUGGUGAGCCAUCAGGGUGUGGACCGGGAUGACCUCCGCAGGUCCAAAGAGGGGGCAUUGGGUGGUGCUGAAUUGGGAGAUCGGCCGCAUCUCUCUUCCGCAGUGCUCGCAAGUCCUCUCUCUUAGUAGCUGAGAAUACCAUCAGGACAGCUUGAAAUGACUGCAGGAAGCAACCCCAAGCCGGUCAAUCGACACAGAAUGUGAAGGUCUCUCACUGAGCCUCAGAAGAAGAGCCAAAGGCAUAGGUAACUGGACUGCCUCCCAGUCAGCCCCCAACAUACAGUACCAAGCAGAGAGCACUGCCGGAGCUCUGUGCUGUUGGGGACAGACACCAGAGAACUAAGGCCUCAGUUUUAUAUUUUUAGAGAAGCUUUUUAAAUUAUUUCAGAUUUUUGGAUAAACUUUUAUGGGAUUUUUUUUUUUAAUAUUCAAAAAUAUAUCAGAAUAUUACAAUAUUUUUUACAAAUAUGAAAUAAUUGUAAAAGUUUCCACAAAAAUAUUAAAACACUUGAAAAAAUUAUUUUCAUAAGAUAUUGAAUUGAGGAUUAAAUUAGGAUGGCGGGACAGGAUCUCGAAAUUGGGACUGUCUCACAAGAGACACUGAGCUGGACAUGGAUAGAACUUGCGUAACACAGUCUGGUGGCUCAAUGUAAACUUUAUCUCGUCCCUUUCUGGUAUUCUGUGAGGGAUGAAGCAGAUCUGUGGCUACAGAGCAGGGAAUGAGACACGCGCCCCACCACAAGCCCAGAAGUCCACAUUCCUUUAACACAAGUCUUUAUAUGCUGAUUCCUAAAUUCCGAGGGUAGCGUGAUGGCAAAAGUUUAAUCUAAAAAGCAACAGAAGUUAAAAAAACUAAAAAUAAUUCAAGGGAUUCUCUAGUGCCAGGAAAACAAACCCGUUUUCCUGGCACUAGAAAAACCUGGAGUGCCCCGACCCACGUCGCUGAAAGGGUUAAAACCCCUUCAGCUACUUACCUAAAUCCAGUGCCUAUGUCCUUUGGCGCUGGGUCAGGCUCCACUUAUGCUCCUCCCCUGCAGACGUCUGCCGGCGGGAGAGACCUAAUGCGCAUGCGCGGGAAUAGACCUCCACAUAGGAAAGCAUUAUACAUUGCUUUCCUAUGGGGACUCCGGCGAUGCUGGAGGUCCUCAUGCAUAGCGUGAGGACAUCCAGCGUUGUUUAGAUGACCAAAAGUUGUCUAAGAAGCCAGAAGUCCCUCUAGUGGCUGUCUGGUAGAACCAUUAAUAUCCCUUAAUAUAAAAUCCUUUAUUUUUCUUUUCUUUAAUUUGAUGUUAAGGAUUUAGUGACCAACUGUGUAAGCCAAAUUAUUUUAUUUAUUUAUAAAAUAUUUUACCAGGAAAGAUAUAUUGAGAUUUCUCUCAUUUUCAAAACAUACACUGAUACAAUGUGUUACAAUAAAAUACAAAAACAAUAUUAAUACACAAUAUAUCCAAAAUUUAACAGAACAAGUAGGAAAUAUAUAAUCAGCCAUGACAGGCGCAUUCUGUUUUGAGGUAUGUAGAGAGGAGUCUCUUAAAGCGCUUUAGGCUUGGGGAAGAUUUGGAGGUCGUUCCAUAAUUGUGGUGCGCUGUAGGAAAAGGAGGAUCGAGCCACUUUCUUUUCGUAUUGAGGUAGACUGAAUAAAGUGUUGGUACUGGUCCUCUCUCACUCCAGGUUAUAGGAGGUGGGAACAGCCGGGGAGAGCAUUCUGCUCAGGUAGGGUGGGAGCUUCCUAGAAGUGCUCUUAAACACAAGGCUGGAUGCCAUUGAUUGGCUCUCCGUGUAGAACCUGGGCAAGCCUGGUCCAAACUAAGACGCCAAUCACUUCUACUCAAUCUCUCUUUUAUAUGACUCUUCAGUGUCAUGGGGGCAGAAGCCAAACUAUAGAAAAACAUUAACUCCAAUGCGGGCUGAUAUCCAAUGUUUUGUAAUGCAUGACAACUUAUUUUAGGGGAAAGAAAAGACUGUGUUGAGUUCUGCGACCUGACGUUUGAUGUGCAGCGAGGCUAAGGAGAUAUAAGCAGUGUUUUCAUAUUGCUGUUUGUGAAGAGCUUCUCUAACAGGCCGUACAUUGUAGACAAAGUGCUAUACUGGUAAACGAUGACCUGGUCUGAUCAGCUAGAAUAACAGAGUUAUCAGCUUGGUGGGAGUCUCAUAGCUUGAGCCGGAGAGUGCAAAUUGUUUUAUCAAUGGUAGGCGUCGUUUGACGCUUUUAGUAUGCCAGCUUGCUGGCUCCUGUGGGGAAUGCUGAAAUCUGCUAAGAGAAAAAACACUUCACGUCUUUAAGAAGGCCUGAAAAAAAUGAAAGAAAGAAAAAUGUGUUUUAUCUUCUACACAACAAACUGCGAGCACCACAAAUCCAGAACAUGCACCGUAUCCUCUUUAUAUUGUUUGUUUCAUUUCCAAGCCUUCCUUUAAUACAUUAUUUUAUUAUAUAUAUUCCAGCACCAUAAUCUGAAUUCACCUGCUCUGUAUAGCAUAUUGCAUUAUCUCUCUGUAUCAAUGGCAAUCUGCUUAUUGGCUCACUCAUUGUUCUCACCACCUCACAAGUUAAAUAUAGACUGAAACCAGGGUUGGAAUGAUAGAUUGUAAAAAAAGACUUUUAAAUGCAUUGAAAACAUACCGUCGUGACUCUUUAUAAAAAAUGUAAACUGUAUUCCCAACAGAUCAAUGUUAUUUUUAUCUUUCAUGCAAUAGACAAUUUAUAAUAAUUACCACUUGUUUUUUUUUUGUGUUUUUUUUUUUUUAAUGUGGGUGCAACAAUCUUGGAUUUUUAUCCCAACCUUUAAAUGUCGUUCCUAACAAUUUCAUAUGCUCCGAGUUACCAAGGAAGGAAAAUCACAAGACUUCUAGAUUAGUCAGAAAUUGGUUUUAAAAAAUAGUAAAACUCUAUUUGAUUUUAAAAUGCGGUUAUUAAAGUGCUAAAUUGUAAUGCAGAUCCAAUAUCUGCCAUUUAUGUCAACCCUUUCAAGUUAGACAGACCCCAAAUCAAUGCCAAGCUUUUAUUCCGUUUCUUACGAUCUGAAUGUAUCUUUACAUGAAUCACUCGAUAUGGGUUUAUAUCUGUAUUUAUCUGGCCGUUGUUGGCUAAUGUGAGUUUCAGAAUCUUCCUGUAAACUGUAAGAAAGUUAUGGGUCAAAGUGAGUUCUCUGUAUUUCUUACAGAUGGUUCAAACUUGAAUCUAAACAAGGAAAAACCACGAAGGACAGAGGGCAUCUUAAAGUCAGUAUCCAGUUUAUGAGGAAUAAUAUGACUGCCAGUAUGUUCGACCUCUCCAUGAAGGAUAAGACGCGAUCUCCCUUUGCUAGGCUGAAAGACAGAAUGAAAGGGAGGAAGCCAGAUGGGUCUGUGUCCGACACAUCAUCAGCCAUUAUCCCUAGCACAAGUGGUCUGCACCACGGUCAGGAAUCAAGCAGUAUGGACAUACAAGUCAAGAGCAAGCCGAAAAAGCCAUUUCUCAUAGGACCUCAGCGCCUGUCCUCUGCUCACUCCAUGUCUGACUUGGCUGUUCCACAAGCCUUGCAAUCGGGCAGCGGAGGACUUCCUGGUAAAGAGCCCCUUGAUUCAAUCAGCUCAGCAGAUGAAGGUGGUGAGUUACCCCGUGGGUCUUUUAGUAAUGAGACAGUUACAUUGAUGCAAGUGAACAUUGAAUACAAAAAGUCUAAAAUUUUAAAUAUAGGCCUCAAUUUAAUAAUUAUGGUAUAUGUUAUUCAAAUGAUUUAAUAUUAUCGGAUAAACUUUUAAAAUAUUAAAAUACCAUGUAUAUCAUAUAUCAAAAAAUAGAUAAAAUAUUUUCCAAAUAUUAUCAUUUAAAAUAUUAAAUCGAGUCCAAAAUACGUUGAUAUUGUUAUUAUAAAUAUAAUAUAUAUUCUAUAUUUAUAAAUAGGGAUUUCAUAUCAUUUAAGAUUGGCCUGUAGAUCCUUACAUAUUGUUAUAUUUGUGCCUGUUAGAGUGAUCCAUCUAAGUGACAGGCAUUAGGAAAUGACAGUGACAUUUUAGGUAAAUAUAGUCAAGUUUUUAUUUUUUCUGAGCGGUAGAGGGAACGUUUCAUCCUCAAAUAAUGUCUGUAUGGGAAUAGUACCACCUGGAAUGACUUGGUAUGACCCCUGUUGUUUUAACCCCUUAAGGACAAACUUCUGGAAUAAAAUGGAAUCAUGACAUGUCACACAUGUCAUGUGUCCUUAAAGGGUUAAAUAGACACAUAACCUAUAUAAAUUGUUACCGUGGGGGUAUUAGACCGUCAUGUCCUAAUACAACAGAAUGGGGGAGUGAUAGCCAUCAAUGUGUUUCAUUUUGUGCCCCGACUCAUUGUUUCAGAGCAGAGAAUAAUGCCUGUAAAAUACCUUCAUUUAUAUCAAUUUAAUGGAGAAUAGACUAGUUUCAUGAUUAGUGUCACAGGAUGGUGGCCCUGAUUUCCAUCAGUUCCAUACACCAGUGGGGUCUUUAUGUGGUCGAUAUUCCAGUGGCUGCAUUCGCCAGCACUGGAGUUGAUUGGCAAUGGCUGGUCAGGGGUGGACGUCAUGAGAGUCACCCGUGCUAGGUGGCAUGCAUUCAGGGUAUACAACGAUAUGGAAUGGCAAAAGGGGUUUCUGAGUCAAAGCUGGUGGACGUUCAAGCUAAUUAUUGGAACGAGAGCAUCAUUCAACACAAUUUAUUUGUAUGAUAUUUUCAAAAACAAAUUCUUCAUAUGUCUUAGUGGGAUUGGAAUGUCGGGCUAUACAUUCUGUGAGUGAUUGCAAGAUGGGCCAGGGCUGACAUCUCCACAAAUUCCAACCUGCAAGGGUUAGUGAUUAAUUAAAUGUAUAAAGAGAAUACCAACAAAUAAUGACUAUUUUACCGAACCGUAACUUAUAUUUACAAAACAUGCGCUCCCCAAUGACAAUAUUCUUUUAUGAUAGAGUUUCUUUUCCUUAUACAUUAUUGAAGCAAUUUAUACGUUGUGUCUCCUACUUUCUGACUCUGGAUUCAUACAGAUCUUAUUGUCCACGUUCUAGGAAACCUCAAAUCACCUCACCGGAGGACAAUGAGUGCUGACACCUCUCAAACCACCCCUGAGACGGCUGCACCCGCUGAGGGAGAACGGACCACAAGAGCACCUGAACCUGCCCCGAGUGCCAUACCUGUACUCCCCCAGAAAUUUGCCACACUGCCCAGGCAAUGGGCCCCCUACGAAGACCAUAGCGAGCUACGUGGAAGCCAUACAGCUGGAGGCACAUCUUUGGGCUUGUUCUCCAAAUCAUCAGAAGGAAAGAAAGACGGCAAAAAAAAGGACAAAGUCAGUCUUUUCGACAGAGUAACUGGUAAAAAAGAAGGAAAAAAGUUUGAGAGGCAGAACCAAGAGGACUGGGGAUCAGAAAACAGUGUUAAUCAACCUCAGGCUUCUGGAUAUGAGUCCACAAAUCCAUUUUCCACCAACUUCAGGAUGGGAAGUCAGGUUCCAGAACAACGGUAAUAAAUCUUCUGUUUUUCUCACUUGACUUUUUUUCUGUGCAAACUCAGUGAGUCUGGGAUAUGAUGGCAGAUUGUGGGGAGUAACUCGGCUACCGGUAAUAAACAAAGAGGUCAAUACUAAAGCAAUGAAGACUAUUACACAUACUUUAAAAGAAAAUGCACUGCAUGUUGGGGAAUGUAGAGACUUUGCUCCCAGCAAUGGACAAAGGCAGCAGAAAGGACAUACAAUGCACCGUCCUUUAAACCUGGGGGGGCAUAGUAGACAUUGGGAAAUCUUCCAAUUCUUUUACUUUGGCCCACAUAUCAAGCAUUUAGAAUUCACUAAAGUGAAUGUUUUAGAAAGUAUUUCUUCAGUAUCAAACACUCUGGAACCCAUUUAAAAAUACAGAUGUCUUUUGUACUUGUGAUAUUAUUUAAGAGUUGUAUUGCUUUCCAUAGAUGUGACCUAACAACCCAUUUGUAGCUGUGCCCCCAGAUGACACGGUGCCCCCUGUAUGUUUUACUGGCGCAGUCUCUGUGCCGAGACAGGCAGCUCUAGUCGACUAAUCAGCUGAUGUGAAAAUUUCUCAAUUUACAGCCAGCGACAGGUGUGAAACUAGAAAGAGUUUAAUUUGAAUGUGUCGUUAGAAUCUCUAGCGAGGAGCCAGGAAAGUUAUUAGCAAGGUCAUCGUAGACAUGGAAUGGGUAAUUAGGCAGACCCUGGUAGAUGUAGUUUAGGUAAUUAAGGAAGUCCAUGGCAGUGGACACUGGGCUUGCUAUAAAUAGUGUAAAAGUCAGAAUAAAAAGUAAAUUAGAGAAGAAUGACUCUCAUUUAUCUACUCUAUGUUGGUGCUGAAUGUUCCCCUGGGGGGGUAGUUAAAAGUAGGUUAACAUAAAAUUGAGAGAUCGUGUGAUCCUGAACACCUACCAAGCACACCUGUGUGAUUUUAUUUAAUCUUUCAUUAUACUAUAUAACUGGCUGAAUAUACAUUAUUAUAUCCCAGCAGGCUCCUAUGUAAAAGCUGAAACUGGCACGGACAAAGAUCAGGUUCCUGCAGUUCCACACGGAAUGUUUCAUAUAGAAGACCUCUGUAAUACAUGCGGCAGCCCAGAUAUAGUGCCAGGAGAGUCCCUCUAUAAAUGUGCUCUUAGUGUAUUAACACAGCUACCUAUUCACACCUUCCAUGGCUAAUAUCCGGGGCUACCUGCUCCCAUGAUCCUUGGUCAGCAGUUAAUAUAUAUGCUGAGGUAUUGCUGUCUGCCAUUGCAAUCCUUAUUCUAUCAUAAAUUGGCGUUAAUCAGUAACCAUUAACUGUGGAUAACUGACAAGUGUUUUAGGUCAACUAUUUUAGUUCGAGAAGUUUUCUUAAUUAGAUACUUUGGCUUACAGUUUCUGAAAUGUACCAAAAUAACUUUAGUUUAAUGAAGCAGUUUUGGUGUGUAGAUUGUUCCCCUGCAGCCUCACUUAUCAAUUCUCUGCCAUUUAGGAGCUAAAUCACUUUGUUUCUGUUUAUGCAGCCCUAGUCACACCUCCCCGGCUGUGACUGACACAGUCUGCAUGAAAACAAAAUGGUUUCAUUUUCAAUCAUAUCUUGCAUAACAUUGUUUUAAUUUCAGGCAUUUUCAUAUCCUGCUCUGUUAAUCGAACUUAAAUCACACGCAGGAGCCUGCUGUAGACUGUAGCAGGCAAUUGACAGAGGAGGUAAAAAUAUUCUAAAUUAAACAUACUGCGCUAUAUUUGAAGCUAAAAUAAUUAGACUCUUUAUUGGGAGUUGUACAGCGAGGUUGUGUGUCUCAGCCAGGGGAGGUAUGGUUCCUAAAUUACAGUGAAUUAAGCAGUGAGACUGCAGGGGCAUGAUCUAUACACCAAAACUGCUUCAUUAAGCUAAAAUAAUUUUAGUGCCUAUAGUGUACCUCUUAAAUUAACAUUUCAUAUAAAACAAUAUUUAAAAAGUUUUUUUUGUUAAUUAAGUAGUGGCCUAUUUGUAAUCCAGGUGUUCAGUUUCAGGCCCUGCGACGGGUAUGAGGUGGGCUAUCUCUGCUGUGUGUUUCCCUCUCAGCUAUGCAGCCUACAGAUUGCCGAAUUAUUGCCCAUAUGAAGGGAAGAACGUGAAGUGUCAAAAGAGCUUUGCAUAAAUGCGGUGGCUUAAUGUGGCUAUCCCGUAGGAUGUCAUUGUUUUACACCUCUGGGCUUCAUCGAUUGUGUGUCUCUUUGCUCUAGUAGAGUGGUUAAGGGGGAUGAGGUGGGGUGACCUAUACGAUUCCCGGUAGGGUGUGCUAGUGUGAGCGUGUAUCAAAAACAUCGACAUAUCUACAUUUAUUAACUGGUCUUUGAAAACACUGCACUUCACCUUUUAGUAAAUAAGCCGUUAAGGGCAACUUAUUCAGAUGAAGUGAAGUGCGCAUGUGCUGAGUGAAUUUAAAGAGUGCAGUUGCUAUGGCAAUUAAUGAGAAAACUAGCCUUUCUGUCCAAUUUGGAAAAUGGUAUUCGCUCACUAGUGGUCGGUACCAAUGGAGGCAGGAGAACGUUCUGUGCAGAUCCGGAAAACAGAAGAGGACCUUGGAAACCUGUCAGGAUUUUGUAGUAACAAUGCUUAAUGUCUGUGUUUAUUUACCACGAAACAUAGAGUUAAAAAUGAAAUGGCUAAUUUAUGUAAGAAUUUAACCAAAUUAGAUGUUAUUGAGAUAUUAAAUCAGUCUAUAACUUUAUUGGGUUUUAUUACAGUAAAUCACUGUGUCAAUUAUUCACUAAACAGAGAUUGAAAAUUGUAUUAUGAAAUGCUGAUUGGUAAAACUCUCCUACUCUGACACUCAGAUUCGUAACAUUUAUCCUAAGUUAGGUCUAAUUUUAAAACUGAAGGUGCCCUUCUGCUGUAGAGUUUACUUGAAUUCAUUUUAUUCAGAAUCCGUUUAUCGAACAGGAAAAAAUGACUAGAGGGUUCCGUUAAGUGAUGUUCUAUCAGCUGCGAUAGAUGGCAAAUAUUCUUAAGCGAUCUAAACAUUGAUAUUUAUUUUGUCUCCUGUGCACAGCUCACAUUUACGGCUUUCAGGCUCGGAAGCACAAAUGGAGAGUAACAUGCGAGGAGCGGAGCUCUACCAAAGCCAUGGAAAACACGUAAGUUCUGUCUAAUACGAGAUUAUGAAUUCUGGUUCUCUUGUCUGUAUGUGUCUGAUUUAUUUGCAUCUGACCACUGUCAGUGCUACGAAAUGUGGCUUUAUGUAUAAAUAUUACCUGUUAUUAAUAUUGAUACUUUACAGAGCGUUCAGAGAAGGGCUACUAAACUGGUUCAUGGAUUGCAGGAUAAAACUUACCAGGAAAGGUUAAAGGAUCUUAACAUGUAUAGCUUGGAGGAAAGACGAAACAGGGGUAUAUGACAGAAAAAUUUAAAUACAUAAAAGGAAUGAACACAGUAAAGGAGUAGACUUUAUUUAAAAGAAUAAUAACUACCACAAGAGGAGGACAUAGUCUUAAAUUAGAGGGACAAAGGUUUAAAAAUAAUAUCAGGAAGUAUUACUUUAUUGAGAGGGUAGUGGAUGCAUGGAAUAGCCUUCCAGCUGAAGUGGUAGAAGUUAACACAGUAAAGGAGUUUAAUCAUGUGUGGGAUAGGCAUAAGGCUAUCCUAACUAUAAGAUAAGGCCAGGGACUAAUGAAAGUAUUUAGAAAAUUGGGCAGACUAGAUGGGCCGAAUGGUUCUUAUCUGCUGUCACAUUCUAUGUUUCUAUGUUUUUAAUAUGUUCUCGUAGAUUGACACAAAUAGUUUUUCCUCAUUUCUGCUUUCUUAACUUAAACUGCAGAAUUCAGUAGAGUAGAAGGAUUUAUAACUGGACUACAAGUCCCAGAAGCCCCUGCUCUGAGCAUAAGUGAGGGUGUGCACAGACAAAGAGAACUUUCAAUGCUGCAAAUUAACACUUGCCGUGCUGGGUUAAACAUGGCCAACAAGACCAGAAUGAGAGUGAGCAUCUUUAUUUCUCUUUCGAAUUUUGGUUGUUUUCCAUGUAAUUCUAAUGGAUUUUUCAUACUUUGCAUUAAAAGAUAAAUGUGCCAAUUCCUGCCUGGAGGAACUCUUUAAUAUCUGAAAAUUCACAGAAUGUGCUCCAUUAUCUUCUGCAAUUAUUGAUAUAUUGAGCACAGUGUCUGGAUAUUCUGAACACAAAUGUCAAAUCUAUCUAACCAUUCGUCCGUCUGUCUGUGUGUGUAUAUAAUGUAAAUCAGAAAUACAUUGUGUGCUCACUAUGUCAACACCCAGCUUCUGUUAAAGGCACAGUCACCCUUUCCCUGGGCUCUAUUGUUUUUGGAACAGGUGUAGGAGACACAUUCUUGGAGCCGUAGUGGAGACUCCCGGUUCUGGAAGGAGCAAUAUUUGGCUCAUGUCUAUCUAUCUUUUCUAAAAUGUCAGUGUGCACCCCAGAUGGGAGAGAUGCCAUGGAUACAGCUUUAUUUUUACAUUUUGUUCCAAGAUGAGAGCUGCCAUGUAGCUGAGGACAAACCGGAACAUAUACCAUAUAUGCUAUUAUAUUGUAUAUCAGGACAGGGAGUAAACUAUGUGUUUUUUAGGUCUGGAGGAAUAAGGAAUAAAAACAUAUUCAAACAAAGACAAUAAUUACUUUAUAGUUUGUUUUGACUAGGUUAGAGCUUCGACUCCCAUUCAUAUUCUAUUCAAACUAUUUUGUUGUCUGUUUUGUGUCUGUUGACCCCAAAUACUGAAUCUUCACCUAUUUGUAUUUUUUUGGUUUUUUUUUUUUUGCUCUCACCUGCAAAUCACGAUGGCAGCUCACUUAAUACAGAUAAUAUACAGUCACAGAUUUUGGAGACCUGUCCUGUCUCCACUGCCGAUCAAAAAACAAUCCUAAGUACUGUGUAUGAAAAGCUUGUAAUAAUGAUUAUUCCCACUAACCUGUUACGUGUACACUGUUACCGGCACAAAAUGAUUACAAAUAUAUUUGCUUGUUGGUGAAACUUACUCCCUCACUAUUUGAUUAUUACAUCAAUAAAUAUUAGCAAAAUGAAAAAGUUAAGUUUUAUGCACUGUAUUAACAUGUGUGUUCCUCUGUUAUCCAUAUGAUGUUUAAAGUGAAAUGCGUACAUUUGUUUAUUUAUCCUAUAAGUGUAGAGAAAAUAUUGACGGGCUGGCUAACGUGUCUUACGGCUAAAAUUGGCAUUUGAUGCCAGCACGCAAUCAGCUAAGCUCAGGAGGAUCAGGGAGAACUUAGAUUUAGUGAUUCCAUUUUUCAUUUUUUUAUAGUGUGUCUUACUUUUUGGGUGGCAGACCCCACCAGAUCCAGUGUUUUAUGAAAACAUUGUUUGUUGAUUGGAGUGACCCUUUAGCUCACAAUGUGCCAGCAGAGGACGUAGAACAAUAUUUAUUCCAUAUAGUGAAGAUUUGUCUGAAACGUUCACAUUAAAUCUCUGACAAUCUGCCGUAUUAUCUUCCAUCCUCUUUACAUACCAGGACGUCUGGCGGAGUCAAACAAGUACGAGCAUGCGGCAACUUGAAGAGAAUAGAUAUAUUUUUUGUUAAUAAUCAAAAUCUAGCUGGCAGCAGAAGCCUGCAAGCAGAUAAGCGAGAACAUUUUGUUUAUAUAUACAAUGUAAAUGCAGGAAUGUGUGAAUUCUGAUACAGAAUGUGUCUCCGUGUAAACAACUAUACGGAACACCAAUCUCCGGGCGUUGCUUUAAAAUAUAAUGACAUUGUUAAAUAAAAAUUACUGUCCGUAUCACCACUUCACAAUUAGGGGUGAAAAUCCCUCCUAAAUUGUGGCUGUCUGACUCCAUGAAUCUUCAUCAAAUAAAUACCACAAUAAGUGGUAAUAAACAAACAAUUUACUGUUAAUGUGUAUGUGACGAGAGCAAUCUCGCCACAUUGCAUUGGAGGAGCCUGGUUGCCUGCCUGCUCCCUUUAGACUGUGGACCGGACUUUUAAAAUACUUUAUUUUACGGACGGCCACCCAGAAGAGAAGUGUGCUGCUGGUUAACCUAUUGAUCCCAAUUAGAACGUUGCGGUUAACCGCAGACACUUCUCAAUUAAAACCGAAUACAGGGUGGUCGCCGUUCGUAUGUCGACCACGAGGCGGCGGCCAUUUUAACCAUGUGAAAGACCAGCAGUGUUCGACGGUUAUUUCAUGGAACUGAAAACGGACACUUUUUCAACCGAACACCGCUGAAGCCGUCGACCUCCCUUCUCAAUCGACAGAAGUGUGCGAACACCGGCCGUUCGGGAGAUGUAAAGGAACGAAUGGACUUACCCCAGAUAGCCUUCCCAUGGAGUCAAUCGCAUACCGAAGAACUGUAAUAGACUUUGACUCCAUGGCGAUUGAACUGUACGUAUGGGAUCUGAGCGCUAUUCGCCAAUAAUAUGCACUCAGAUCCAGGCUAUCUGGGCAUGUGUUAUACGAAUGUAAUAUGUUCGGCAGUUAUAAAGUUAUGUAUUUUUAUGUGUUUUGUGACUUGUAUUUAAAAUGGCGAUUUGCCUCUGCUCUGGGAGAUAAUUGAAUUACUUCUCAAUUAUCUCCCGAGCAGAGGGGAGGAAACUGUGAUGCAUGCUGGGAAUAUUAGUGGGGUUGUAUGUCUGAAAUGUCCCCAUGUCCUUCUGCUAUUCCAGUCUCCCAUUUGGUCCCCUAGGGGAGUGUCCACCAAGUGGGAGACCUGCAUAAAUACGGGCAGGUAGCCCACAGUAAACUCAGUUCGUGUUUUACCCUCAAAGCGGAGCUUGGUCUCGUUAUUGGGGGGAUUUUAUUACCGGCGACUAGAGACUGCUCAUUGGAAUUAUUUGCCGCUUGGAAGAUAUUGGCGUUCGGCUAAUAUUGGCAGUUCGUGUAUUUGGAGCUCGUGAAGGGAAGGAGCCAUACAGGUGCCGUUCGGGAGUUUGGAGUGUUCCCUGGCUGGCGGUUCGCAUGGUUAUACUGCAUACGCUACCAGACCACAUUAUUGCGAACGGGGAGCAUUCACUAAAUGGCGGUUUGUACAUUUAUUACUGAAGGUACCGUAACAUGUGCGUUCAGAUCCCAGCUAUCUGGGGAUAUGUGACAUGUAUGGAUUUUAUGUAUUAAAUGUAACACUGUAUGUUUUAAUGUAUUUUACUGUCUUUGUGUACCCACGUGUAUAAUGGAGUUUUGGCUCUGUCCUGGGAGAUAAUUUGAUUACUUCCCAAUUAUCUCCAGGAUAGAGGGAGGGAAAUUAGGAUGCAUUGUGGGGAUGUUUUACUUCUGUGUGUCUGAAUGUGAUACAUGUCUGUCUGUGUUACAGUCUUCCAUCUGGUCCCCUAGGGGAGUGUCCACCAGCUGGGAGACCUGCAUAAAUACUGGGCAGGUAGCCCUCAACACGGAGCUCUGUCUCGUCUUUGGGGGGAUUUACUGUAUGCUGUUAGAGACUGAUUGCCAGGAGUGGGAGCCGCUUGGGUGCUUUUCCUAUUCGUCUGCUAGCAGCUAUUCGUGAGGUUCCAGUUCGGGAGUUUGGAGUGCUAUUUUGUAUGCAGUUCGGGAGUUUGGAGCAUUCCCUUGUAUUCAGUUCGGGAGUUUGGAGCAUUCCCUUGUAUGCAGUUCAGGAGUUUGGAGCAUUCCCUUGUAUUCAGUUUGGGGAGUUUGGUGUUUUGCAGUAGCUGUGCCUGUAUCUCUGGAAGGGGAAGAUCUACUAAACGGUGCUUUAAUCUUUUUAUGCCUGGGGGUGCCGCUAAAGUGUAUUUAUAUUGUAGAUGGUGUUUUGACCGCAGAGACACGGUUUAUUUAGCCAUUUAGAAAUGAAUUGAGGCAGUGAGCUUACAAUCAGACAUUGUACAUGGCAUGAGAGCGCAUACAUCAUCGUCUGCCGGGACUCAGGAUUCAGGAAAACACAUCUACGGAAAACGUACAAAACACAAAUAAUUGAAGUUGCCAUGGUGAUAUAAAGACCUGUAAUGGACUUCCGUGAUAAAACGAAUAACGUGAUUGUGAAGCAUAAGAGGGGUGCACUCAGGGACCUGUUUAGGAAAUGAGGGUAGGUUAUUACCAAAUGUGAGCCCCCGGAGGAAACUGCUUUCUGUGCUACACAUGUGUGACACAGUCUGUCUGUUAAUAUAAUGUUGAUCGAUAGUCACACAGAUCAGGCAGAAGCCAUUUCAUCCAAUUUGUUAGAUUUUUUUUGUAUUUUUGGGACGGGACAGCCAUAAAACGAGGAACCUGCCUGGUGUCAUUAAAGGAAGGUUGGCUGUCAUUCACUUCUAUUUCAUAAAGUGUUUGUAUACAGAGAUCGUUUUUUAAAUUCAGCAAAAUAACAGUUUUUUGUUUACCGUCUGCUGCAUAGAUCUGGCAUUUUUCUCUUCCCUAGAUUCCUUAUUCCACAUUCUAAAUUGGUCUGCGUUUAGAACAUUCCGCACUAUAUUUUACUUGCUGUAAUCUCAUCUACAGUAAGCACCAAUUAGGUAAAUAAAUGUGUCCUUGUGCUCUAUCAGUGUGAAUCAUCUCCUUUAAUUGGCCCAGCCUCUCACGGAAAUGACUGCCACCUGCGUUGGUAAUGACGGGAUGUGUAAGUACGCAGAAGGCCGUGAGAGGGAGGUUGUGCGGGCACACCAGGCAUUCAACUGCUAUCUGCCUGCUUAGUAUGGCAACGCCAUCUUAACAUGCCCCCAUGCCAUCUCCAAAAAAACAACACAGACUUCUUCUAAUUAGUGAAGAUUUAGCUCGUCUCUCCUCCUCCUCACUUGCUCUCUGUGUUCCCAGGUGGAGAUAACUGCUCUGAUUUAGAGAACAGGAUAUAUUUCAUACUCACAUAAUUUACACCUUCAUUUGAAGGCUCACCAAUUUCCUUUUUAUUUUAAAAUGAGGGAAUAAACAUGGGAAAUAGGGCUAUAUUUACCCCCGAGGGCUGGAGGCAGUUUCUGUUUGACGUUGUGCUUGGACUACAAGUCCAAUAACUCUGAGCUACUCGGAUAAUGAGGAACGUGGUUCUCAAGAUGAGAUUAAUCUGUGAAAACCUGUUUAGAAUAUCAGGAAGGACUUUGCACUCAUUGAUAUUUAAUCUUCAAAAGGGUUCGUAUGUGAAGCAUCUUGGCCACAAAGGAAUAUUUUAAAUCUAAGCGUUGUUUUUUCAUAAAUCCAUUAAAAGAGAGCAGCAACAUUCAUACUAACUCUUAAAUGAUUGGGUCAAUGUUACAUGAGCUAUUCGGAACUGUUUCCAUCUCUGUGGAGCUCUGUUAUCUUGUCAGAUGCUUCUUUAGUAAAAAAAGAAUGAAACACCCAUCACUCUCAGUUAAGCUUUUAGCAAACCUCCAUGAACUUCCUUAAUCCGAAAUCCAUCAUGCACUGCUGGACGAGAGGGAUACUCCCACUAGAAAAAACAGUUAAGUGGAUUAUCGCUCCGUGCAGCAGAACUGACAUUUCACAUUAAAAUACAUAAAUUUUACAUCAUUCACUUUAUUUAAACGAAUGGACGUUAGGUAGAUAGCUGGGGUCUGAGCGCACAGUUCGUGAAAGUACCGCUCAGAUCCCAGCAUAACUAACCGAACGCCGCACGAAACACACAUUAUUUUCUAGUUGCAUUCAAAAUACCGAUUGACGUAGGGGAAUAAACUACCGAAUGACUGGGGCUCUCGAACGGCCUGGAAGUCCAGCGGUAUUCGUGCCGUCGAGUAGCCGAUUUUAGUUCCAGGCGCUUGACCACCAAAUACCGCUGGGCUAACAAAGGAUCCAAGAUGGCCGACCGCCGCGUGGUCGGUAGCCGAACGGCAGCCACCCUGAAUCUCUAUAAUUACCGAGGGAAACAAUGUUGCAAUAUUUAAUGGGAGCCACACGACCUCCUGUGUGUGGUCUCCCAUUCGGUAGUUUGUUCGUUUAACGAACAGUGUUGAAAUUCACUGUUCGUGAAACUAUUGUAGGAAUGCUGGUGGCUUUAUGCCACCAGCGUACGAAUGCUCUUGUUCAGCUAAAAUACAGUAAUAGGUAUACGCUUGGUUCUUCAGGCUUAAAGCAACAGCAAUACAUUAGUACCAAUACAGUCUUAAGUGGCUAGUUUUGCCACAGCUUGAUGAUUCUGAACACUUUUAAGAGUUCAUUGUAGAAUUCAUCAAAAUAUUUGUGGUGAAUGCUUGUAUAGAAGCAUUCACCACACCGAGACCCUGUGACUGAACCAAUACAGCCGACAUCAAGUUUCCUAUUAACCAUCUACGAAUAUACUCAUUUAAAUGAAAUGCAGCAGUUAUUAUGAAACUCACGUCUCCGUGUAUGUUAUGAUGUACUCUCUUUCUAUAAAAUCUUACUGUCUUUGUUUUGUUUUUUUGUUCGAUAGGAGCAGAAUCCUUUUAGUGGAGGUGCCAGUGUCUUCAGUCACUUGACUCGUGGUGAAGUGGAACGGGAGUUACUCAAGCACAAAGAGCUUUUGAAGAAGAAAGAUUUUCACAUUCGAGAGUUGGAGAAUUACAUUGAUGACUUGUUGGUGCGGGUAAUGGAGGAAACCCCCAGCAUUCUGCGUGUGCCAUAUGUGCCUUCCAGGAAAGCUGGAAAAUUCACCCAGAACUAGAGUCUCUGAUCACACUGGUAUCACCAAUGCCAUUUGCAGCAUAGGACUGGUUUUGCUGUAUCUCCUGCCAAAGUGGUCCCAACCGAUGGAAGGAUGUGAGGCCUUCUCAGAUACCUUGGUACUUCCAAAUGUCUUUCCAUGAGUGGAAUAAUAAUGAGCCACUCCUUGUUCAGAUGUGUUGGCGAGCGGAAGGGAUAUGGUUCGAAUGUUUAAAGAAUAGUGCUAGGAACAAUGUGAUCAUUUAGUUAUCUGAUCAGUCCAAAUAUGGUGCUUCAGACAACUCAUUGACUUAAUAUCAAAUCUCCUGGCCUGAGAUUUCUCUUCCGAAGUGUUCAUUGUGUUAUUUAAUAGUGUUAUUGUUCCCUUUUUUUCCCAGGUGAAGAUUUCUAUGCACUAUAUAUUAUUAGUCACGUCUUUUAAUAGAGAUGAUUUUAUUUCCAAAAUUCCAACUAUUGAUGAUACUAUCCUCCAGAGAUCUUCACCAUAUGCAUGAAGGAAAAUUAGCAAAAUUUCUACAUUACUGCAAUCAUAUUUCAGACACCUGAUUACUUCUAACAUGUUAACAUACUGGACAUUUAUUUAUUUUAACAUAUAAGUGAACAAAAACUGCUAGAAGACAUGUACGUCUUUGUUCACCCCAUUAUGUGGGGAUACUCUUACCAUCUUCGGGUGUUAAGUGGUGGUUUGUCCUCUUUGAGCUUUGUGUGAGUAGCAUGUCAGGAUGAGAUUCUCCACAAGACUUUGUAUCUCAUUUGUUGCCACUAGACGAGCAUCUCUGAGGAGGUUUAGAUUGUUAGCUCAUAGGUAACAGGGCUUUCAAAUUUACACUAGAGACCUAUCUAGCUGUAAACUACUCUAGCUAAAUAAAGUAAGCAGAAUUAAAAGAAGAUAUUGGAAAACAUAAAAAUAAACUGACAGGCAUGUCCACAGGUGAUUAAAUUGUCGAGAAUUCUUAAUGAAUUUAACAUUUUAAGCCAGAAUUGAAGUUGGCUGCCCAGAGGGAUCAACAUUGGAUCCAGUUCUUUAAGCUGGAUAUUCUAGGUUGGGAACUCCUGAUGUACUUGACCUUAAAAAAAACUUUGUUGAAAGUCCAUUGGCAGCCACAUUGAGAAAAGGAAAUGAGUAAAGAGUCCUUCACUCAUUAUCAUAAACCAAUGCCCUUCCAGCCAGGGAUAUUGGAAUAGAGGGCACCAGGUAUAGACUGGUGGGUUGGAAAACCUUUGGUGCUGACAAGCUGCUCCCUGGGGGGUUAUUUUCCAAAGCCAUUAGUUUAUAGAAAUCAGCUUGGUGAGGGAUUUAUAGGUUUGUUCAAGAUUAAAAAAAGCGUUAAAAAAAGUCAAAUGAAGUCCUCGUACUCAGUCCUUCAUGGAGAGCGUUAGUAUAGAUCGACUCCCGAUGGAAGGAUGGAAGGCUUUCUCAUACGCCCAGCAAUCAACUUUGCUGUAAAUGUGUGUUUUAAGAAACAUAUUAUCAAAAAAAAAAAAAGCUUUAAAAACAGAGAUAAAUUCCCCUAUAUUCCAUUCCCAAGGAAAUAUUGCUGAUAUAUGUCUGACAAAUUCUUCUCAUAACCAGCACUAGAGGCAUACAGCGUGUAUCGUCCAAUCCUACGCUCCUCUAUAGCAAGCAAUGAAUCUUGAUGCAUUGCACGCACACUCAGAGUGUAGUCUGACACUGGGUGUCAAAUCAAUUCAAUUAUUGAAUCCAUGUUCGGCCAUGAGACAUGGAUUCUGUAAAAUGUAUAUAGUGUCAUUUCGCAGAAUCAGAAUGAAAUCCCCUUUCCACAAAAAGUAAUCAUUGUAUCUAAUCAAAUCUUUCCUGUGUGUUCACACUUACACACACGUACUUACACACAGACGCACACACUCACACACGCACACACACGUAUGUACACACAGACGCACGCACUCACACACACACAUACGUAUGUACACACAGAGGCACGCACUCACACACGUACGCACACACAGACGCACUCACACACACACGUACUCACACACGUACAUACACACAGACACACACUCACACACGUACAUACACACAGACGCAUGCACUCACACACGCACACACACGUACUUACACACAGACGCGCACACACACGUACUUACACACAGAUGCACACACUCACACACGUAUGCACACACAGACGCAUGCACUCACACACACACGUACUUACAUACAGACGCACGCACUCACACACACACACUCACACGUACGUACACAGACGCACGUACUCACACACUCACACACACGCAUUUACACACAGACACACGUACUUACACACAGACACACGCACUCACACACACACAUACGUACACACAGACACACGCACUAACACACACGUACUUACACACAGACGCACGCACUCACACACACACGUACUCAUGCAAUUAAUCUUCUUACAUCUCGUUCUCCUUAAACUUUGCUAGAUCCUCACCCACAACCUUUGUAGUCAAUGUGAAAUCAGCUACUGACUUGGAAACAUAUAAUUUAAUCGUAUACAGAUAUUCUGUUUUAUUUAUACAACGUGAGUGUAUAGAACUAUAAACAAUACUGUAUAAGGCAGGCUUUUAGAGUCUGGUCAGUGGGUCCCCUUGAUGGUCUUUGUGUCCACACUAACUAUGCUACCUCCUGUUUUUUCUUGACCAAUUUAAUGUCGUACUUACUCUCCGUUACAUCACGUGGUUUCUUGAACCUUAGCAGGAAAUAUUCAUAGAGCGGUACGCAUUGCAUGGGUCAUACAUUUUCUCCCCAAAUUAUUAGUAGAUAAAACCAGAUUUUCUAGACAAGAUGUGAUCAACCUUGAGCUCAUUUAUCAUAAUUAUAUGAUGGCCAUUACUACUAUCCAAUAAAAGUUAUCAGGCAGUUAGAUAUCUCAGUUCUGGACCAGAUAUCGGAGAUAUCGCUCCACGUGUCUUUUUCCCUGUUGAUUGCUUCCUGUUUGUUAUGCACUUCUGAUUGUAUCAGUGUUAAUAUGUGCCACGAUAUGUCAAAUGAGCAAAUCUGAUCUUCCACAUAUAAAGCCACGUGUCCAAAAUAUCUCACAAUGAAAUCCUUCUAGUAGUGAAGAUGUAUGGACAAAUGUUUUGUUUCAUGGAUUUAAAUUAGCACCAAGGUCAACGUGAUGGGAUAAUGUGACUGUGAGCAAAACAAAAUAAUGUAUUUUUAAACAAAUUUAAGCAGUUGUAAACUGCACAAAUUAUUAAAAAAAAACAACUGUAGGUAGUGAGCAAACGUGACGUUAGCUGAGUUGUUAACAGCUUUCCUGAAUUUUCAAAGUUGUUACAUUUGGUGAUAUGUAUCAAAGAAGAGUGACAGUUAAAUUCUGUCAUUAUUCUGAUUAUAUUUAUUAAAAUGAUCUAAAAAGUGCUGUUUAUCUUCACAGUACAUUCCACCAGUUUUCACAGAAAUCGCAAUUUCAGAACUUUUCUGUUGGAAAAAGUGGAAUAAAAAUUCACAAAUCUGCUUUAUCGGUGAUGGUAAAAUAAAUGGUGCAUAUUCAAAGAUGACAUUUAGGGUACAAAAAAAAGAGGGAAAAAACCUAACAAGUUUAAUAAAUUGUGUCAAUAAUUUGCUGGAUAUUACACUGAAAGUGUUGCCGACACUUUGAUAAAUUUCCCCCACAAUCUGCAAUAAUCUCCGUUCUGAGACUGCUUUACCUGCCACUGUACAUUGUACUGGUCGAAUGGCUAGCAAAUGCACAGAUUUCUAAAAAAAAAUUUGUGUGUUGCUUGACCUCAUCUCUAGGUAUAAACAUAAAUAAUUAUAUUACAGUAAUUAUUGUUGAAUGGCAGGGGAGGACUCCUAAUUAUAACUGUUCCUAGAAUUCUGUAGUUUUAUUCUAUAAACCAAUAUAUCAGUUUGUAGACAGAUUUUGGUUGAAUGAGUUGUUUUAUUUAUUAAAUCAGUGAUGUCUAUAAAUAUAUAAACACAGACGCAUACGGUGCUUCUACUUUAAUUGUUAUGCAUAUAUGAGACUUCACAGCUUUCAGGCCUGUGCUGCUCACUGUAACCAAAAAUGAUUGAUUUCACUCGCAGUAACAGCCACUUACUGUAUAGAAAGUAACUUAUCUGGAGACCAGCUCCAAACUGGAGAACUGAAUGCACAGUGGGCUUGGAUCCUAUAUAUUAGAUUCAGAGUUCUGUAAGGUCAUACCUACAGCCAAUACUGAUCUUUGCGGUUUUAAUAUCCCCGUAUCGUGCAUUAAUAAUAAUGUUUCCCCUUUCCAUGUUGUAUCACUCAUGCAAUAGAUCAUUGUGUCCCAAAUAAAACACGUUGCAUCCCGUCUUCAUGGUACAUUAUAUGCAUGGAGUGGGGGGCGAGGGGGGCAGUGGCAAUAGCUACGAAUUGGGGACCAGUGGUGCUAUGUUUGUACUUCGUGACUCAUAUGCCAGUGUCAUACCAUUAAAGGCCAGAGAGGGAAAAUGAAAUCAAAGCUGGGAAUACCAUUUAAACUUUGUAUUUCCUAACAAUGUUUAGACCGAAUGCUUCAAACUGCGUUCUAAGUUGGCUCAGACCUGGUUACCUUUAGACAGGUGUUCUGUGUGCUUUAGGAGAUGGGGAAUUAUUGAAUCAUGACACCCUUUCUGAAAUGUGGGAAAAUUGAUUGUCUUUAGAGAGAAAAUGAAGAUUCUCUUUGGGAUUAUGACUUUUUGGAUGACAAAUGUAUAAAAGUAAGGAAAGUGAACAGGUUUUUGGAAUCACAAUAGAAAUGUCUAUUGGAGAAAAACAUUCAGAAUCGGCUUUGCACUUUUUGGGAUUGGUUGUGUGAUGAGAAUAGUGAGACCUUCCAUUCACAGUGAGAUACCACCUUCAGAACUCCCAGGAUCCGCUGAUGUGAUCCUGAAUGUCCUCAUACUCCCUAUGUUCUUUACAAUUUCCAUGGUUAUAAAGAACUUCUCCAAUAUAUUUAUUUUUAUUAAAACAUAUCUGGAAUGAAUCUUAAUUUACAGUGCAUGAGAGAGGGCGCAUAAUUGUCAAUUACAAUUAAUUUGUGUUAAUUAUGUUUAAUAGUCAUGCAGGUGACUUUGAAUCCUUGUGGGAGACAGAAAUUGAGAAAUGAGACUUUAAGGCUGGGAUGAUAAUACAUUAGGGAAUCCCUUUUGCUGACAAGUUUUGUAACAUGGCCCUUGUCUGCUAAGGACAGGUGACAGGUGGACACUAACCACGUAGCCAUCUGCACCUCUCCCUGGCAACGAAUGGGGUCUGUCUGUAUUACGGCCUGGUACAGAGUACUUGGUGCCAUGGUAAAGUAACCAGGGAUUUCGGAAUUCACUGCUUUUCAAGUAUGUACUUCCAAUAUUCCAAGCACUAUUAAACGAGAAAUACAUUUAUUUUCGGUUGCCACUUAAUUAUUAAGAAAUCAUGAAUUUCAAUCGAGCUCUAUAAAUAAAUAAUAAUUUUGUAUAUAUAUUCUCUCUAAUAGGAAUUAAAGAACACUCCACUGCCCACGUACAAAAUAAAUAAAUACAAAGCGUUAUUUAGUAGAUAUACUAUGCAUGCAUUUAAUUAUGUAUUCAUUUACUGGGGUUAUAUCUAAAGAUGUAGAUCUCCUGUCUGCAACCUUUGCAAGCCCUUCUAACUCCACCCAGACUUUCUGUGGCUGUCCAAUCACAGACUCCCAAUGCAGCUCAAUGAGAAGUCUUUGCAAGGCAGGUGCUCUGGGCAGUUGCUGCCUCUUGGGUUUAUCUCCACUGAGUUAAACAAACCAGGAAGUAACAUGACCGGUUAUCUGAUUGACAGCCAGGGGGGUGUAACAAGGUCCAAUUAUAAAAGUGACAAUUUCUAUUGAAAUUUGUACUUUUUGUAAAAUGUAAAAAGAGGACACACUCUUUGAGCUGACGUGUUUUAGUCCCGAAGUGUCCCUUUAAUGCUUUGUGCUAUAUGAAAUGUUAGUCCAGUAAAAAUUAUCAAAGUUCAGGUGUGCUGAAUUCGACUGGCCCGUGUCUAAAUCAAACCCUUCCCCAUCCUAGCUUGAUAUACAAGCUGGCAGAGGCUUCAAUGGAAUGUUAAUGGUAAGGGGAAAUCAUUCGAUGUAUAAUAAACGGACUCCUGAUUUCACAUUUCAUAUUGUGUGUGUGUGUGUGUAUAUAUAUACUUAUUUACUGACAUCUGCACCAAUAGGUAGGUAGGUUGAUAGGCAGAUGAGUAAGUAGAUACAUAUAGAUAUCCCCAGUGUACCCAAACAAUAUGACGAUUACAUCGAAAAUCUUUUUCUUUUUUUCUUUUUUUUUUUUUAACUUACUGGAAAAAGUAUUGUAAAAUAACAUGCGCAGUGCCAAUAUAUACAAAUCGAUAUGAUGUUACAGAAUUUUUUGAAAAAUGUUUAACAAAAACAGUUUAUCUUGUGAAUCUCUCCUGUUUGUGAAUUUGAUGGCAAAGUGUUGGCUUUUUGUAUCUUUGUGGAUAUGUGUGCUUAAUGCAAAUGGAACUGUGCUGACAAUGAAACCCCUGACUCUGAUGAUGUCAUACAAUCUGAUGAUGUCAGCCUGGAUGGAAUGCACACCAAGCUGCCUAUCAAUCAAGCAGACUGCCCCACUAAGGGCACAUCAUGCAGGGAGCUCUGUUCCAUCUCUCUCCGCAGGGUCCUAGUGUCCUGAGUGUAGCAGACACAAUUCUAAUGAUCUGCUCAUGUUUUCAAGGCCAGUUCCCUGGUGUCCCCAAAAGCGGGACACCUGGAAACAAAGUCAGGACAGUGGGACAGAACCCUGCAAUUAGGACUCUUCAGAGGCCUGUAAUGUUCAUGUCUGCUUUAAAAGUGCUAAUCUAAUUCAAAUGUAUUGACGAUUAACGAAUGAUUACUAUCACCACUUUGCCAAAGCUAAGGCUAGAUUUAAUGCUUCAUGGAAGCCACCACCAAAUCGGGACACAUGGAGUACCCCGCCCACUUGGUGGGAUAUUGAAUGUGUAAAAGUUUAACCUUCGUAACUCAGAGAGGAAACGUCUCUCGUGGUUAAUGUAUUUUGUGUCUUAACGUUCACUGAAUGUCAUGGAGUGAGUAAUGCAUUUAAAUUAAUAUUAUUAUUUAUGAAUUUAUUUACCAAACAGAAAUCCUAUGGUUUGACAAAGACAUGACAAAAUCUAUGUUAAAAUUACUGGGUAUGAAAAAACUUUCCAACUCCUAAACCUGUUUUUUAUAUAAGAAUGUGUAUGUUGUUCUAUUUAUACAGAACUGCCAGCUGUAUGAAUUGGUUAACAGUACGAGUAUGAAGACUUUACAACUCCCGGUCUGCAGAGUCUUACGUUGAAUGAACCAUGUUCCUCUGCAUUUCUAACACGCUAUAGCUCAUGCAGAUAUAGAUGUCAAGCUCCUCUACCACAAGUGGCCUUUCACAAUGUUCUCAUGGUGGAACAUAGGGUGGAGCUGACGAUAACAUGGAUAACAUACUGUAUAUCUCUCUAUAUAUCAGCAAAUGGUAGUUAGAUUUGUGCACGGUGAAAAAAUUUGGUUCCGCCGAAUUUGUCAGAAAAAAAAUAAAUGAGUUUGGAUAGUCUGAAAUUCAUUCAUAGGGUGUUUCAUUCAGAACACAAUAUUUAUUCACACUUCAUCUGUGAAUAAAACCAACAUUUAUUAACCAUCAAUCCUCUCUUAUUUGAGCACCAUGGACAGUACUCUGAAAUACGAAUCAAAUGAAAUGGUUCGUCCAUUGUCUGUUUUGUGAUUUGACAAUUCGGAUUUAUAAUUCACAUUUUGUUUGAAGCUGAAUUCUAGUUAGAGUCCAAGUUAUUGCCUAGUGGUGAUAAUUUGUCAUCAGUGGACGUUCUAGUCCAGAGUCAAAUCUGUGUUAUGGGAAAUUAUAACCAGAAAGCCAAUAAUAGAAUGACACAUUAAUUCAUGCACACAAUCCCCUCUCCCCCGUGCAUUCCGAUACAGUAUUCACUGCUACAGCAUUUUAUUUCUGUAGAUAAUACAGAUUGUAUACUAUUUUAUCAUUCACUAGAUCAUUAAUUCUGCAGGGAGCGAACCUGGAGCAAUAGUAACUGAUCAGGGGCUGCAAAGACAUUAAACUGCUAGAAUUUGCACUAAAACCAGUAAAACUCUACUAGAGACUCCAUCCAGUGAUUGCUGUAAUCUUGUAUCAGCUGCAUGUAUCAAUCCAUGAAUUAUGUGUGUUUGUGGGAAUAUGGCUUUCCGUUUAUUUGUCACACUUGUACGAUGUAAGAAUGUCAUUUAAGCAUGUCAGAUCACUGGCUUUUAAUAAAUACUUUGGAAUCUGGCACAUUGUGUAUUUUAUUUGUUUGUUAACUUUAACUAACUAUUAUAAU